GAGCAUUGCUUAAGUUGUAGGUAUUAUCAAAGAUAGUGCCUUCACCAAGGAGGACUGAAGAUGAAUACUUUGAAAACAACACACGAUGUAUCAAGUGCACGCGUCCCGAUACAUGUCUGCCAUGCGGGAUCCCGACGACUUGCCAGCUCAAAUCGGGCAAUGCGUCCAGCACUUUGCAGCAAGCUCCAUCCAUGCAAGGACCGGACAGGUUCCUGCAGGAUUUUUGCACAGGCUUCAGAGAUAGAAGUGGUGAAUCCUGCAUCUGAGGAAGCCAGCACGUCGUUGGCACCCAGUGCACAAGCACAGGCUGGCGAGUCAGUCACAGUGGAGGAGGAAGUGCUGCCAAACUCCCACAUCCGACUGACUGUCACAGUGCCAGUGGCUUUUGUCCGCAAGGCAUACCUGCGCGCAAUGAAGAAAUUACGCGUCGAAACAGAUGUCCCAGGAUUCAGGAAGGGCAAGAAGGUACCUGAUCGUGUAGUCAUCAAUGCUGCUGGGGGCCCGGAGGCAGCCAACGGCGCCUGCAUGGAAAUCAUUCUCAACGAUGUCUUGCCAGUGGCCCUCCAGAGGUACAAGGACACGGCCAUAGCCGAGUCGGAGCGCAUAGAGGAGCAGUUUGAUGAGCUGCACAAGGUCUUCAGCCUGGACAGCAGCUUCACCUUCCAUGUCGGCCUGGACAUCCAGCCCACGCACUCCUGGAAGGCCUCCUACAAAGACAUCAAGGUGGAGGUGGGUACGCUGGGGGGUGCGGAGGAUGAUGCGGCCACAGCGGAGGCGAAGAUCCUGCAGCUGCGCAAGAACAAGGGCACCAUGAAGCUGGUGGCGGGGCGGCCGCUGCAGCAUGGUGACGUGGCGAUAGUGGACUUCAGCACGGUGCGCACUGACACGGGCGAGGCCAUCACGGGCUCGCAGCGCCGCGGCAUGCAGCUCGACACCGGCCUCGGCGACCGCGCCAUCGGCCUUGUCGGAGUUGUGGAGGGAAUGGUGGGCAUGGUCGUGGGUGAAGAGCGCGCCAUCACAACUUCGGUGGGGGACACCUGGUGGGAGCCGGACAGCCUGCGCGGAGUGGAGGUCAGGGCCGACAUCAAGCUCAAUGAGCUCUUUGAGUGGGAGCUGCCUGAGCUGACGGAUGAUCUGGUGGAGGCGUCCUUCCCGGGGGUGGGCAGCGUGGAGUCGCUGCGAUCCGCGCUGGCCGACAGCACCGCGGCGCAGCGCGAGGAGGACCAGAAGGAGGCGGUGCACGAGGCGCUGAUCCGCGCGGUGGCCGACUGCGUGGACGCCGACAUCCCCGACUCCGCCAUCCGCCAGCUGGCCGAGAACGAGUACCAGGCCAAGCGGGAGAAGCUGCUGAUACUGCAGAGGGCGACGCUGGGCAUUGCAGACAUCUUUGAGCAGGAGGGCAUGCAGCUGGCGGAGCAGGAUAUCAGGAAGGAGAUGGAAGACGCUGCACAUGACUUCAAGCAGGAAGACCAGGAUUUUGAUGAGUCACGGCUGCGUGAACAGGUGGAGGAAGUGUUGAAGGCACAGAAGGUGCUGGAGUGGUUGGAAGAGAACACGACGGUGGUCAUCAAGUAG
Messenger RNA from Coccomyxa subellipsoidea C-169, 1575 nucleotides. Its product is annotated as trigger factor. Gene Ontology annotation, molecular function: peptidyl-prolyl cis-trans isomerase activity; ribosome binding; protein folding chaperone. The record is from RefSeq and is a predicted model, not a curated record. Gene Ontology annotation, biological process: protein unfolding; 'de novo' cotranslational protein folding; protein transport. Lineage: Eukaryota; Viridiplantae; Chlorophyta; Trebouxiophyceae; Coccomyxaceae. The transcript has 9 exons. The coding region runs from base 61 to 1575 and encodes 504 amino acids.